Molecule: messenger RNA, 1251 nt
Organism: Miniopterus natalensis
Lineage: Eukaryota; Metazoa; Chordata; Mammalia; Chiroptera; Miniopteridae
Gene: MFAP2
Product: microfibril associated protein 2
Biological process (GO): embryonic eye morphogenesis
Cellular component (GO): microfibril
Source: RefSeq, a predicted model, not a curated record
GGUUACAAAUGUCCUCUUACCAAGCAGGGCAGGGUAGGUUGCGUGCAUUUGUCAAGAUCAGCCCUGGAGCCAAAUUGGAGGUCUUGUCCCUUGGGACUUGAGCACUCAGUGUCCCUCCAAAGUAGGUCUCCCUCCAGACUCUGGGCCCUCCACAUGCCUGGCGUCCACUCUGAUCCCUCCUUCUCCAGGCUGGCCUGGGGGAGUGGAGGUGGGUCCAGCAGUCCUGGGUUAGCGGGCCUGGGGUGCAGUUUGCCGCCUCUUCUUCCAGCUGACACCAGCCCAGCCCGCCUCACUGAGGAGCCAUGAGAGCUGCCUACCUCUUCCUGCUAUUCCUGCCUGGCCUGCUGGCUCAGGGGCAAUAUGACCUGGACCCACUGCCACCAUUCCCAGACCACGUCCAGUACACCCAUUACGGUGACCAGAUCGACAACCCGGACUACUACGAUUAUCAAGAGGCCACUCCUCGGCCCUCAGAGGAGCAGUUCCAGUUCCAGUCUCAGCAGCAAGUCCAACAGGAAGUCAUCCCGGCGCCCACCUUCGAGCCAGGAAACGGAGAGACGGAGCCCACAGAGCCUGGGCCUCUUGAUUGCCGGGAGGAGCAGUACCCUUGCACCCGCCUCUACUCCAUACACAAGCCUUGCAAACAGUGUCUCAACGAGGUCUGCUUCUACAGCCUCCGCCGCAUGUAUGUCAUCAAUAAGGAGAUCUGUGUCCGCACAGUCUGUGCCCAUGAAGAGCUCCUCCGAGCUGACCUGUGUCGGGACAAGUUCUCCAAAUGUGGUGUGAUGGCCAGCAGUGGCCUCUGCCAAUCUGUGGCGGCCUCCUGCGCUAGGAGCUGUGGGGGCUGCUAAGGUGCAGCUGGCACCCCGAGCCCUGGCCCCUCCUCAGAUUCCGGGCCCUCGGGCCCUGCCUGACCUGGUGCUUUCCUUACCGGCCUGAUAUUCCCUUUAUUCCAUAAAAAGUUAGUGGACUGUGGCCCACGGGGGUGUCUCAGGCCCCUCCCCAGCCUGUGGCCACCUGAGGCACAUGAGGGCUCCCCACUGCUCAGUCUUUGCCCCCAGGUGGGGGCAUCCCAGGCCUCUCAGUGAACCUGGGUCUCCGAAGUGCCUUCUUAGCCCCUCUGAGGACAGUCCCCCAGCCCCCUGAGGUAGGCUGUGCCCCUCACCCCAGCUGGUCUGCUUGGAUUUCCUACAGCCCCUGGGCGUAGGCCACCUCUGUUUUAUACAAAAUUAAAAAGAAGUUUUUACAAAA